Molecule: messenger RNA, 1752 nt
Organism: Metschnikowia bicuspidata var. bicuspidata NRRL YB-4993
Lineage: Eukaryota; Fungi; Ascomycota; Pichiomycetes; Serinales; Metschnikowiaceae
Exons: 1
Coding region: 1-1752 (583 amino acids)
Biological process (GO): amino acid transmembrane transport
Cellular component (GO): membrane
Molecular function (GO): amino acid transmembrane transporter activity
Source: RefSeq, a predicted model, not a curated record
AUGGGAAUAUCGACGUUUCUCCACGACAACUUCGUGCCGCACAUCCCGAAAACCGAGCACGUGGCCAGCUCCGUGGCCGCAGCCGGCGGCAAGGAGUCGGACUCCAAGAGCCAGACCUCCGUGACGUCCAUCGAAUCGGCGUCCACGCGAGAAAGCUCCAACCAUCUCCAGCGGAAACUCCGAGGCAGGCACGUGCAGCUCUUGGGCAUCGGCGCCACGAUCGGCUCCGCGUUGUUCGUGGCCAUCGGCAAGGCGCUCCAGUACGGCCCGCUCAACUUGUUGUUGGGGUUCGUGGUGUGGUCGUUCCCCAUUCUUUUCAUCACCGUGUCCACGGCCGAAAUGGUGACGUACUUGCCCAUCACGUCGCCGUUCGUGCGCAUGGCCGGGCGCUGCUGCGACAGCGCGUUGGAGGUCAUGACCGCGUGGAACUUCUGGUUCUUGUGCUGCGCGCAGAUCCCGUUCGAGGUCAUCACCGUCAACUCCAUUCUCCACUACUGGCGGGACGACUUUUCCGCGGGCAUCCCGUUGGCCGUGCAGGUGGUGUUGUACUUCGUCAUCAACGUGUUUGGCGUGGGCAUCUAUGGCGAGGUCGAGUUCUGGCUCAGCUUGGGCAAGGUGGUGUUGGCCACGGGCUUGAUUCUCUUCACCUUCGUCACCAUGGUGGGCGGCAACCCGCAGCACGAUGCGUUCGGCUUCCGCUACUGGGUGGACCCCGGCGUGAUGUACGUGUACUACAGCGAGGGGGCGUUGGGCCGGUUCCAGGGCUUCUUGCAGUGCCUCAUCCGGGCCACGUUCACGUUUGCCGGGCCCGAGUACAUCUCGUUGGUGGCCAGCGAGACCAUCAACCCGCGCAAGACCUUGCCCUCUGCGUACAAGCAGGUGUUCAUCCGGUUGACCAUUUUCUUUGUGGGCGGGGCCCUUUGCGUGGGCAUCCUCGUGCCGUACAACGACCCGAUCUUGUUGGAGACCUUGGGCACCACGGCCCCGGGCGCCGGCGGCUCGCCGUACGUGAUUGCCAUGCAGAACAUGGGCAUUGCCGUGUUGCCCGACAUCGUCAAUAUCUUGUUGGUGACGGCGGCGUUCUCCGCAGGCAACUCGUACACGUACUGCUCGUCCCGCACCUUGUACGGCUUUGCUCUUGACGGCUACGCGCCCCGGUUCCUCACGGCCACCACGAAAACCGGCAUUCCGAUGUACUGCGUGUUGUGCUCGUUGGCCUGGGCGCUCAUUUCGUUCUUGCAGUUGGGCGAAAGCACGUCCAAGGUGCUCGACUGGAUCAUCAACUUGAUCACCUCGUGCCAGUUGAUCAACUUCACCAUCUUGUGCUUCGUGUACGUGUUCUUCUACCGUGCCAUGAAGGCGCAGGGUAUCGACCGGCAGACGCUUCCGUUUGUCGGCUGGUUCCAGCCCUGGCUCGCCAUUAUCGGCGGGCUGCUGACGUUCAUCAUGAUUUUCGUGGGCACCUACACCAUCUUCCUCCCGGGCAACUGGAGCGUGUCGUCCUUCCUCUUUUCGUACGUGAUGAUUUUCAUCGACGUGGCGUUGUUUGUCGGAUACAAGGUCGUUGCCCGCACCACGUGGAAGAGGCCCGAAGACGUGGACUUGGUCACGGGGCUCAAGGAGGUCGAGGAGCACGAGGAGCUCUACUACGCGCAGCUCGAGGCCAAGCAUAAACUCAACGCCGAGGGCCAAAUCAAGCGCAACCUUUUUGAGAGGUUCUGCGUGGUCAUCUUCGGCAGCGAGAUGCGCUAG